Messenger RNA from Vigna angularis (adzuki bean), 724 nucleotides. RefSeq names its product iron-sulfur assembly protein IscA, chloroplastic. Gene Ontology annotation, biological process: iron-sulfur cluster assembly. Bases 110 to 622 code for a protein of 170 amino acids. Lineage: Eukaryota; Viridiplantae; Streptophyta; Magnoliopsida; Fabales; Fabaceae. Gene Ontology annotation, cellular component: chloroplast stroma. The transcript is spliced from 3 exons. The record is from RefSeq and is a predicted model, not a curated record. Gene Ontology annotation, molecular function: iron-sulfur cluster binding; protein-macromolecule adaptor activity.
AUUCGAAAAUCCCAACCAAACACGUCACACACAUACAAACACGAUGGUUGAAGUUUGAGGCAAACAACACGUGUUGUGGGUGCAGUUCUCUCUCUCUUUCUAAACUCCAAUGGCUUUCUCUGCAAUCUCAGCUAUGCACUCUCCUCAAUUUGUUCGUCUUCCUAUCUCCUCCCCGCAAUAUUCUUCACCCAUAGUCAAAUUUUCAUCGCCAAAUCUAAAACGCCGUAAACCACUCUCCAUUCGAUCAGUUUCAAUCCCCGCUGCACCAGCUUCUGGGUCUGUGGCCCCUGCAAUUUCUCUUACGGAUAACGCACUGAAGCACUUGAGUAAGAUGAGGUCUGAACGAAAUGAAAAUUUAUGUUUAAGAAUAGGUGUCAGGCAAGGUGGGUGCUCUGGUAUGUCAUACACAAUGGAUUUUGAGGACAGGGCUAAUAAAAGGCCAGAUGACUCCAUCAUCGAGUAUGAAGGCUUUGAAAUUGUUUGUGAUCCUAAAAGCCUACUCUUCAUAUUUGGCAUGCAAUUAGAUUACAGUGAUGCUCUGAUUGGGGGAGGCUUCUCUUUCAAGAAUCCUAACGCGACACAGACUUGUGGAUGUGGUAAAUCCUUUGCCGCCGAAAUGUAAAACCAUGUUUAUAGACAGUAGUUGCAAUACUAAGGUGAUUGUUUCUAGCAACACUCUGUACCAAACAUAGAUUUUUAUCACUAACACGAAUAAAUUUGUGCA